Molecule: messenger RNA, 2778 nt
Organism: Fraxinus pennsylvanica
Lineage: Eukaryota; Viridiplantae; Streptophyta; Magnoliopsida; Lamiales; Oleaceae
Source: the annotation of a GenBank genome assembly
AUGCUUCCAGGUAAUGUAAGAAACCAGGAUAAACUCAGAGACAAAAAUUCUUGCUUAGGGAGUGAAGAAGGAACAAUUGAUGCCAAUAACACAAAACAUAAAGAUUGCAAUGUUUCAACUGCUGCUUCAAUCUUGCCAGAAAUAUGGACGGAUAGGAACGGAAUCAAAAUAGAAGUUGACAUCCAACUGCGGGACACUCUUAAACCAGGGACUCCAAAUACUGAAAGAGAAAACAUUCCCGAGAAGGAAAAAAUGCUAUCUGAAGAUGAAGUGGUUCAACUGACUAACUCUUCAGUGGAAUCAACUAAACAGAAUACUUGCACAGGCAAAGAAGGUGAUGGAAAAUCAUGCAGGAGAUCUUUAAAUUUUAGUUUAAUAGGAGAAGACCCAAGGGAACCAAUGUUGGACGAAGAAUAUGAAAAUUCUGUUGAUUUUAACAUUGAUGCUAAAUCAUCUGUUGUUCAGUCAAAUGGACGUGAUGGAGAAAUGGAUGAAAAGCAAUGCGGUAUAAAUCAGAUUCGACCCUUUCCCGUUUUGCUUCAUGUUUAUCAUAGGAAAAGGAAAGGCAAAAGUCAGGUCAGCAUUAAAUCAAAGUCAAUGGAUCAUAAAAGUUCUAUAUGCAGCAGCACCUCAGGGGCAGUUAUGUGCAGGGAAGGUAAAAAAGAGUGUAAUUCAAAAGAGAUGAUCAAACCAAUUAACGUGAAGUCAAAGCGUCCAAGUCAUGGAAAUACAAGUAGAAAAUCUAAGAUGAACAAAAAAAAUGGAAAGAUUACAGACAUAGAGCAUGAGAUGCUAGUUCCUUGUGAGGAAAGGCUUUGUCUUAGCACCAAAGUGCGAUCCACAGCAAGAGUUGAGCUUGACAAAAGGACAAUGAGAGAAUGGAAAGUUUUGGUGGAAAACUUAGAUUCGGAAUGCACUGAAGAGGCUAAGUGGUGGGAGCAGGAGAGGCUUUUGUUUCAUGAGCGAGUUAAAUUAUUUAUUUCCCACGUGCGGUGUAUCCAAGGUGAUAGGAAAUUUUCACAAUGGAGAGGUUCAGUUAUAGAUUCUAUAGUUGGGGCAUUUUUAACUCAGAAUGCUAGUGACAAUGCUUCAAGCUCUGCUUUCAUGUCUCUUGCUGCUAAAUAUCCAUACAGAGCAAUCGGAGAAAAUUCUUCACCUGAAGCUUCCAUUGGUUUUUCAACUGUCCAACUGAGAGGAACAAAACGGUCACGUUCUUCCAACUCUCAGCAUAGAAAGGAUACCACGAGGGCAAAGGAACGAAAGUCAGAGGAGACAAAACAUAGAAGGAAAGGAGCCAAAAAGGAAAAUGUGAUCGUCAAUUGGGAUAAUUUAAAGAAACUAUAUUCCAAAAGUGACCGUAGAAAGAAAAGUGAUGAUACAUCAGAAGCUGUAGAUUGGGAUGCAGUUAGGAACGCACCAGUUGAAGAGAUAUCUAAAACCAUCGAGAGAAGAGGAAUGAACAAUAAUUUAGCUACAAGAAUCAAGAAUUUCCUCGACAUUUUGUCAAAGCAACUUGGAAGUACUGAUCUGGAAUGGUUAAGAAAUGUUCCACACCAGAAGGCAAAAGAGUACUUGUUGAGCAUACCUGGGAUGGGAUUGAAAAGUGUGGAAUGUGUGCGCUUGCUGGCACUCAUACAGCCAGCAUUUCCAAUUGACACAAAUGCUGGGCGGAUAGCAGUACGCCUUGGCUGGGUUCCGCUUCAGCCACUUACACAAGGACAUCAAUUUCACCGUCUGAAACAGUACCCAAAGAUCGACACUGUGCAAAAGUAUCUCUGGCCAAGGCUGUCUAAACUUGAUCCAUCAACAUUGUAUGAACUACAUUGUCAGAUGAUUACCUUCGGAAAGGUUUUUUGUACAAAGAGAAACCCAAAUUGCAAUUCCUGUCCAUUACAAGAAGAAUGCAAACACUUCAAAAGUUCUUCCGCAAGUACACAACUUUCACUUCCAGGAAUACAUGAGAGAAGCAAAAUGGAAUCGAAGAUUUCUUUGCCAUUAGCUGUACAUCUGCCAGCACUCAGUGGAACGUCGACAGUUCCCCUUCAGGAAGUUGUAGGGUCCAGAUCACUAGAAUUUAAAGAUCAGGAUAUUGAAAAUUUUGGCUUCAAUAGGUUACCUCGUAUUAGACUUAACAAUUGCAAGUUGAAGGAAAGUUUAGAUAAAUUCAGCUAUGAGUAUAAUAUCCCUCUCCAAGAUGGUAAAAUGGUUAAUCCUCUGAUGGCUAUUAAACCAGAAACCACUACUACACCAUUGCCCAAAUUGAGGAAUAUGAAGUGUAUAAGGACGGACCAUCAAGUCUAUGUGCUUCCUGAUUCACACACCCUCUUGGCAAAGCUACCGAAGAGAGAACCCAACGAUACAUGCCCAUACCUACUUGCUAUAUGGACACAAGAAAAUUUCAACGAGGAUGAGUCUUUAUCUUUCCAUGACAUGCCUGGAGAAGAUUCAGUUUACGGAACAUUUCUGGUGCCAAGCCGAACAGCAAUGAGGGGAUGCUUUCCGCUGAAUGGAACUUACUUUCAAGCUAAUGAGGUUUUUGCUGAUGAUGAAUCAAGUGAUGUUCCGAUUAUAGUUUCAUGGACUUCUAUAAGGGAUCUGCCAAAGACAACUUUACAUUGUGGAACGACCAUAUCAGCAAUAUUCAGAGGUAUGAAAAGUGAGGAAGUUCGGUGGUGCUUCUUGAAAGGAUUUGUCUGUUUGAGAGGGUUCGACCGGAAAACAAGAGAACCUAAACCUCUCCCUUCAAGAUUCCACCUUCCAAAUGUGAAAGAAGGCUAA